UUGCUUUCAUAAUUGAAAAAUACAGACAGUUGGAGAAAAAAAAAAAGGAUAAAUAGUAAUUAUUAGUGCGGAACUCGACGGGCUACGUGCGGCGACAUCCUUUCCUUCGUCCUCCUCGUCAACAUCUCUCUCUCUCAUCCGCCAUUGCAGAGGGAAGCAUGACCAGUUCCUCAGCUACCUCUCGCAAGACGCUGAGCAAGAUUGCCUGCAAUAGACUCCAGAAAGAGUUGGUUGAGUGGCAGGUCAAUCCUCCUGCCGGCUUCAAGCACAAAGUCUCCGAUAAUCUCCAAAGGUGGGUUAUUGAAGUGAAUGGAGCACCCGGAACUCUUUACGCUAGCGAAACUUAUCAGCUUCAGGUGGACUUUCCUGAGCAUUACCCCAUGGAAGCUCCGCAGGUGAUAUUUCUGCAGCCUGCGCCACUGCAUCCUCAUAUUUACAGCAAUGGCCAUAUUUGUUUAGAUAUUUUGUAUGAUUCAUGGUCACCGGCCAUGACCGUUGGUUCUAUCUGUAUUAGCAUUCUCUCCAUGCUGUCCAGCUCCACAGUGAAGCAACGCCCUGAAGACAAUGAUCGAUACGUUAAAAAUUGUAGAAAUGGCAGAUCUCCGAAGGAGACAAGGUGGUGGUUCCAUGACGAUAAGGUGUAACAAGCCAGAGCACAUCAUUCCCAGCGGUACUUCCUGAAGAAUAGAAUGGCUUCCUUUUUUCAAAAAACCAAGGGGAAGAAGGAAGAAGUUGGGGUGAAAAAAAAAAUGCGGGUUUAAGGGUUAUAACUAUAAGCAGAGAAAGCAUUCUGAGAAACUGAUGAUUCAGCUCAAGUGUUGAAUAGUUUGCUGUAAAUUGACAAUGCUUGUUUAUGUGUAAAGCAGAGAGGGACCUUUGGUGUUUUGUUAACUUUUAAGCGAACAAACUCACUUGGGUGUUGAUAGUUGAUCUUGCUGCAUUGUAAGCUCUCAUAAAUCCUUCAAUAAUUCUUCUGUUUCUAA
Messenger RNA from Malania oleifera, 983 nucleotides. RefSeq names its product probable ubiquitin-conjugating enzyme E2 16. NCBI's taxonomy places the organism in Eukaryota, Viridiplantae, Streptophyta, Magnoliopsida, Santalales, Ximeniaceae. The coding region runs from base 159 to 644 and encodes 161 amino acids. The transcript is spliced from 6 exons. The record is from RefSeq and is a predicted model, not a curated record.